Microcebus murinus (gray mouse lemur) is the source of this 2548-nucleotide messenger RNA. Lineage: Eukaryota; Metazoa; Chordata; Mammalia; Primates; Cheirogaleidae. The record is from RefSeq and is a predicted model, not a curated record.
GCCGCAGCUCAGGGGGAAGCAGAAGGCAUCCCAGCUGGGAGGGGGACGGGGCUGCCUGGGCCCAGAGGAGUUAACAGCUCCCAGGCCUUGGCCCAGCAGGGCUGCCACGCUGCAGGCUGCAGCAGUAGGAACAAUUUUAGCAGAGGAGCCAGAGCUGCUUCCUGAUGGGCAAAACAGCUGGCUGCCCGGAGAAAACAGCUGGCCUGUUCCCAGCCUCCUGAGAAGAGAGGCAGAGCCUCAGAGGAGGACAGCUGCACAUCUGGGAUCCUAGGAGAGGAGGGCAUGGCCAAGAAGGGGAGAGAGGGUGGUUCUUCGGAGUGUGUGUGGGUGUUGGGGGGACCCUUGGGGAUGGGGGGCGUGGGCAGAUUCCUAGAGCAGAGGCCAGGUUAUGCUAAAUCUAAGCAGAAUGGGCAGGGGUGCCUCCAGCUGGGUGGCAGGGGGUCUCAGUCUUCCACUGAACAGGAAAGAUGAAGGAAGGGGAGCAUAGGAGGACGACCCCCUGUUCAGCUCUGGGUCCUCUUGGAAUCAGGCUUGGAGGUGGGUAGGUGGGGAGGGCGCCCAGGCUGGCCUCCUGGGCUCCCAUUGCCGAGCUGCACCCAGAACCAGGACCCGAGCGCGGGCCCAUCCUGUGCCAGGAUCCUGGGCUCUUUUGGCCACAAAGCAGGACAGGGGCCCAGAGAGCCCCCAACUCAGGAGACGUGAAGCUGGCAGCUGAUGCUGCCAUUGGACCUUGGGGCCUUCUCACUGCAAGACCACUGGCCUAGAAAUGGCCCUGCUGGAAGCUGUAUCUGGCCUCUGGUGGAGGCUUUGGAGCCAGGCUGGAGACAGGACUCCAGGUGCAGUGCCCCUAUAUGCUGUCCCAUCACUAGGGCCGGAGCAAUGCUGGUGCUGGCGACCGAGGCGAGGAUGGUGACGCACGGGGGUGGCCAGACGCGGACCGCCGCGGGACUGAGAGCACAGGUGUGCCACAGACCACAACGUGGACAACACCACGGAGAUGCUACAGGAGUGGCUGGCAGCUGUUGGGGAGGACUAUGCAGCUGUGGUCUGGAGGCCCGAGGGGGAGCCCAGGUGGUCCUACCCAGAUGAAGAGGGUCCCAAGCAUUGGACCAAAGAGAGGCACCAGUUUCUGAUGGAGUUGAAGCAGGAAGCCCUCACCUUUGCCAGGGGCUGGGGGGCUGACUAUAUUUUGUUUGCAGACACAGACAACAUUCUGACCAACAACCAGACACUGCGACUUCUGGUGGAGCAGGGACUUCCGGUGGUGGCCCCAAUGCUGGACUCCCAGACCUACUACUCCAACUUCUGGUGUGGGAUCACUCCCCAGGGCUACUACCGCCGCACCGCCGAGUACUUCCCCACCAAGAAUCGCCAGCGCCGGGGCUGCUUCCGUGUCCCCAUGGUCCACUCCACCUUCCUGGUAUCUCUGCGGGCUGAAGGGGCAGCCCAGCUCGCCUUCUACCCGCCUCAUCCCAACUACACUUGGCCCUUCGACGACAUCAUCGUCUUCGCCUAUGCCUGCCAGGCUGCUGGGCUCUCAGUGCACGUGUGCAAUGAGCACCGUUACGGGUACACAAACGUGCCGGUGAAAUCCCACCAGGGGCUGGAGGACGAGAGGGUCAACUUCAUCCACCUGAUCUUGGAGGCUCUAGUGGAUGGGCCCCCCAUGCAGGCCUCAGCUCAUGUGUCUCGGCCCCCAAAGAGGCCCAGCAAGAUGGGGUUUGAUGAGGUCUUUGUCAUUAGCCUGGCCCGCAGGCCCAACCGCCGUGAGCGCAUGCUGAGCUCACUCUGGGAGAUGGAGAUCUCUGGGCGGGUGAUGGACGCUGUGGACGGCCGGAUGCUCAACAGCAGUGUCAUCAGGAGCCUCGGUGUGGACCUGCUCCCCGGCUACCAGGACCCCUACUCGGGCCGCACGCUGACCAAGGGCGAGGUGGGCUGCUUCCUCAGCCACUACUCCAUCUGGGAGGAGGUGGCUGCCAGGGGCCUGGCCCGGGUCCUGGUGUUUGAGGAUGACGUGCGCUUUGAGAGCAACUUCAAGGGGCGGCUGGAGCGGCUGAUGGAGGAGGUGGAGGCAGAGAAACUGCCAUGGGACCUAAUCUACCUUGGCCGGAAGCAGGUGAACCCUGAGGAGGAGGCCGCCGUGGAGGGGCUACCAGGCCUGGUGGUGGCCGGGUACUCCUACUGGACACUGGCGUAUGCCCUGAGCCUGGCGGGCGCCCGCAAGCUGGUGGCCUCCCAGCCUCUGCGUCGCAUGCUGCCCGUGGAUGAGUUCCUGCCCAUCAUGUUUGACCGGCACCCCAACGAGCAGUACAAGGCGCACUUCUGGCCGAGGGACCUACGUGCCUUCUCUGCCCGGCCCCUGCUUGCUGCCCCCACCCACUACGCAGGGGACGCUGAGUGGCUCAGUGAUACGGAGACAUCCUCCCGCUGGGAUGACGACAGCGGCCGCCUCUUCAGCUGGAGCGGCUCUCAAAAGACCCUGCGUGGGCCCCGCCUGGACCUGGCUGGCAGCAGCGGGCACAGCCUCCACCCCCGGGAUGAGCUGUAG